AUGGCGGCUCCGCGGACCCUCGAAAUUUUGGCCUCAGUGCUGCGCGCCGCAUCUGAUAUUCUCCCAGCGCCAGCCCGCGCUGUGCCCAUUCCUGCCGAUUUGCCGCCUGAUCGCUGUCGCACCAGCCGCGCGAUCCGCCUGCCCCGCUGCAUUCCCAUGGAUUCGCCCGCCAGCAUGGAGGACGCGCCCAUCGUCUACGUCGGCCACCAUGAGACCCGCCGCAGCCAUCCCGUGACGGAGCUGCUGCUGCGUCAGGCCCAGGACCUCGGCUAUGAUAUGCUCACGGUGCCCGUCACCAACGCCCAUUUUCACGACCGCGUCCUGAACCUUCUGUCCAAGCACUUCGCUCGGUUGGAGGCUCAGCCUGCGGACGAUCUGCCGCUGCCGCUGAUCGCCCCCAUUACGCCCGACGACACCAUCCUGACCCCCGGUGACACUAUUAACCAGCUGCUCGCCCUCUCCAGCCCGUGGAUUGAUCUUGCCUCGCCUGAUCCUGUCAUUGCCCAUGUGUCCCGCCAGGUCUUUUCGCAGGAAGUUGCUUAUGCAUCCUUCUGCGGCAUCGGCAACAUCAUCGUCCAGGGCCCCAAGCUACACCAUGGCCAUCUUCAUGCCACUGGCGUGUCUCAGUUUGCACGCUCCAUGCUGGAAGCCCUGGCUGUCGGUCCAUACAUCAACAUUGUGAUCCUGCUGCCCAUGGUUGAUGAUCCCAAUGUAGAAUCGAAUGAUGACAUGGGGCACCUUGCUCCCUUUGCCCGCGAAAAGUACGUGAAGGCAUCGGACGCUAAGCAAAAUGCCGGGCUUGACCUAUUCGGCACCUGGGACGCGUGGAACAUCAUCAGAACUGUAUGUAAAUACAACUCGAGGCUCUCCGUAGCCUUGGAUUUACCCCGUCAACUUCCACCCGUUUCUGUCCAAUCCCGGUGGUUCUCUGAACCGUUGCGCCUACUUUCAAUCCCCGGCUCCGCGUUUCUGAAGAACAAGCGAGGCUACGAUGUUCUCCCAGUCAGUCACCAAGCGCUUCUCACCCGCUAUACUCGCCUUCGCGCCACACCAUGGCUGUUGCUCUCGGACAUUGGUCCCAUUCCCGGCGUGGAUGAUGACGAGACCCUCAUGACUAUGCCAAAUGGACUCCUCUCGGCAGAAGCUGGCUCGUUCACGCCUGGAUUCAACCCUCAACCCGAGCCGACCCCUGCUGAGGCCGCCAAGGUGCCGGCUGGCAAACAAAAGCAACAAGCAGACCCGACUCCCCACCUCAGCUACAUCCGCCACCUUCAGAAGAACCAGCCGCCCAAGUCACAGAUCGAACGCUUCGGCUCUGGCUACCAAGACUUCCUUCAAUCUCCACUGCAGCCUCUGACUGACAAUCUCGAGAGCAUCACGUACGAAGUAUUUGAGAAGGACCCGGUCAAAUACGAAUGGUACGAGCGUGCUGUCGAGCAAGCGCUGCUGGACUGGACUGCGCAGAACAAGCAGGGUUCCGGUCCGGACGGCAAGGUUGUCGUUGCUGUCGCGGGAGCUGGUCGUGGCCCUCUUGUGACGCGCUCGCUCAAUGCCUCGCGCAACUCGGGCGUGCAGAUCGACAUGUGGGCGGUGGAGAAGAAUCCCAACGCAUACGUACUGUUGCAGCGCCACAACCUAGACUCUUGGGCUGGUCGAGUCACGGUGGUCAAGUCCGACAUGCGGUCCUGGAAAGGUCCGCACCGCGCUGACGGCUCACACGGCCACGUCGAUAUCUUGGUCUCCGAGCUGCUCGGCUCGUUCGCCGAUAACGAACUGUCGCCGGAGUGCUUGGAUGGCGUGCAGCACGUCCUCAACCCUACCCAUGGGAUCAGCAUCCCCGCCAGCUACACGGCACAUCUCACACCCCUUUCCGCACCCAAGCUCCACGCCGACAUCAACAACCGCGCUCUCUCCGACCCCACCAGCCCCGAAACACCCCACGUCGUCAUGCUCCACCAAAUCGACUACCUUUCCACCCUUCCCGCCGCUUCGACCACCAGCGCCCCUGCCUCGCCAGUCGCCAACGGCAGCUACGCCGCCGCAGCCAAUAACGGCGCAGCGGCCGCGUCCAAGGGCGGCUCACCGGAAACCACCGCGCUCACCCCCGACGUCCAACUGGUAUGGGAGUUCACACACCCGCUGCCAGGCGCGGUGCUGGCGCAGGCGCGGCUCCGCGAAGGCGGCAGCGCAGCCGGGGGCGCGGGCGGCGCGACGGGCGGCGACGGCGCCAACGAGCACAACGCGCGCUUCUCGCGCAUGUCGUUCCGCUGCGCCAAGCGCGGCGUGUGCCACGGGCUCGGCGGCUACUUCGAGGCGGUGCUGUACGCGUGCGAGGGCGAGCAGGCGGGCAGGUGGGGCCGGAAGAUCGAGCUCAGCACGAACCCGAACACCAUUGAUGAGAAGAGCAAGGAUAUGAUCAGUUGGUUCCCGAUAUACUUCCCGUUGAAGGAACCUAUCUACAUUCCCGAUGACUCGGAGAUUGCGGUCAGCAUGUGGCGGCAGACGGAUGAUCGGAAGGUCUGGUACGAGUGGUUGAUCGAGGCGUUUGUAGACGUUGGCGGCAAGAAGCUCAGGGUUGCGGUGUCGGACUUGCACUCGAGCAAGAAGAACGGCUGUUUGAUGUAG
Diplodia corticola is the source of this 2625-nucleotide messenger RNA. Its product is annotated as protein methyltransferase. The record is from RefSeq and is a predicted model, not a curated record. Gene Ontology annotation, cellular component: cytosol; nucleus. Gene Ontology annotation, biological process: regulation of DNA-templated transcription; peptidyl-arginine N-methylation. NCBI's taxonomy places the organism in Eukaryota, Fungi, Ascomycota, Dothideomycetes, Botryosphaeriales, Botryosphaeriaceae. The transcript is spliced from 4 exons. Bases 1 to 2625 code for a protein of 874 amino acids.